This is a messenger RNA of Beta vulgaris subsp. vulgaris (sugar beet), 855 nucleotides long. RefSeq lists its product as uncharacterized. The transcript has 2 exons. Lineage: Eukaryota; Viridiplantae; Streptophyta; Magnoliopsida; Caryophyllales; Amaranthaceae. The record is from RefSeq and is a predicted model, not a curated record. The coding region runs from base 252 to 689 and encodes 145 amino acids.
UGGUUAGUGCGCUUAUAUUAAAGGUUGGUAGUUAUGAAUGUAAUAUGAACAUGUAUUUUAUUUUUGCUACAUUACCAGUAAUCUUGAUAGUAAUGUAUACACUUGCUAAGGUAUUUGCAGGUAUGGAUUUGCAUGGUAUACGAAAUCGAAUGCGGAAAAAGCGUAGAAAUAAUGCAUUUUGGGAUAAUGUGACAUCUAUAUUAGGUUAUGCCAGCCUUUAUUAUGUUAAAUAGAUACACAAGGAGCCAUGUAUGACAUCGUUGCAAAUAGGAGAAAAAUGGAUGCAUGAAAUAUUAAAUGGUCAUGAAAAAUGUUGUUUCAACAUGUUUAGAAUGACACCAUGCACAUUUCAACAAUUAUGCAUGGAUUUAGAAAAUAAUCAUGGAUUAUCUCCUUCGGGUAGGAUGUCAACUUUAGAGAAAGUGGGUAUUUUUGUUUACAUUCUUAGUAAAGGAGCCUCAAAUCGAGAUGCACAAGAGCGAUUUCAACAUUCUGGUGAAACUGUUAGCAGCAUUUUUAAACAAGUUAUGGAUGCCAUGGAAGGUCUAUCAAGAGAUUUACUAAGACCGAGAGAUCCCAAGUUUACAAAAAUCCCUUCAUACAUUGAGGAUGAUGCUCGAUAUAUGCCACAUUUCAAGGAUUGCAUUGGAGCCAUUGAUGGUACUCAUAUAGAUGUUAUAGUUCCCUAGGAGGAUCAAUUACGAUAUAGAGGAAGGAUAGGGACACCCACUCUAAAUGUUAUGGCGGCGGGUGACUUUGACUUGCUUUUUACUUAUGUACUUACUGGUUGGGAAGGAUCGGCUCACGAUUCUAGAAUUUUUCUUGAUACUAUUGGCAACGAAAGUCUCAAUUUCC